GUUCGAGAAGGGAGAGGUGCCAUCGAGGGCGCGACUAACAAAGGACAAAAUGAGUUGCCUCGAGGUCGCGACCCAGCCUCGCGCCGCCCAGAAGUCCGCCCUGCUCGCCUUGCGCAGCCGUUUUGCCAGUCGCCCACAGCCCGCGCAGCGCUUCCGCCUUGCCCAGCAGUGUCCUUGGUGCUGCGAUAGACCUCGACGACAACUCCCACAGGCCCACGAGGCGUUGCCACGAGUCGAGAGAGGUCGGACGACGCGGUUUGCUGAUGAAGACGCGGCACGCUCUGCGCUGUCGAGGAGCGCUCGCGGCGGCGCGGGCACAGCUCGCAGCCGGUGCUGAGGUGUGCAGAUACUCGGGCGAGUCGCGAAUCGCCG
Rhodotorula graminis WP1 is the source of this 372-nucleotide messenger RNA. RefSeq lists its product as uncharacterized. The record is from RefSeq and is a predicted model, not a curated record. The transcript has 3 exons. NCBI's taxonomy places the organism in Eukaryota, Fungi, Basidiomycota, Microbotryomycetes, Sporidiobolales, Sporidiobolaceae. The coding region runs from base 50 to 337 and encodes 95 amino acids.